AUGGCGGAAAACCUACCAUACACCUGCAACACUUGCUUCGUUGCAUUUCGCAGCAGCGAUGGCCAGCGCGACCAUAUGCGCACAGAUUGGCAUCUGUAUAACAUGAAACGUCGAGUUGCCUCUCUACCUCCAGUUUCCCAGGAAAUUUUCAACGAAAAGGUUCUUGCUGCCAAGGCCACCUCCAACGCCGCCGCCGCCAAGGCCUCUUUUGAGAAAACAUGCGCCGCUUGCCAGAAGGCGUUCUUCAGCGAAAACUCCUACCAGAACCAUGUGAAGAGCUCGAAACACAAGGCUCGUGAAGCGCGACUAGGCAAGGACAAUACCGAAGAUGCUGCCUCGGUUAUGAGUUCGACGUUCUCCCUGGGAGAGCCUAUCAACAAGCCCCGCGAUGGCGAGGCUGAUGUGGCCAAUGUGACGGAGGGUCUUAAGGAAACGACGAUUGAAGAGGGUGAUGAGGAUGAGGAAGUGCCCGAUGCGGAUCCCUACUCAUCUGCUCACUGUCUAUUCUGCAACAACGAGUCAGAGAACCUUGAAGAGAAUACCGACCACAUGCUCAAGAGUCACGGCAUGUUCAUUCCUGAACGGUCAUAUCUUGCAAACCUAGAAGGCCUCAUCCAUUAUCUCUACCGGAAAAUCAACGAGAACAAUGAGUGUAUCUACUGUCACGUCAUCCGAAACAACCCCGCCGGUGCCAAGACGCAUAUGAAAGACAAGGGCCACUGCAUGAUAGCCUUCGAGAGCGAAGCGGAACAGAUCGAGAUUGGUCAAUUCUACGACUUCCGAAGCACCUAUUCAGAUGAUGAGAACGACGACGAGUCCGUCGAGAUGGUUGACGGAGGCGUCAAGGUAGAAGUCUCAGAUGCCGAAGACGAAGGCUGGGAAACAGACGCAUCGUCCGUUGACGAGGAUGAAGACGGAGGUUACGCAAAGAACACACCCGCCGCGUACAGGACCGAAUACGAACUUCACCUUCCAUCUGGCCGAACCGCCGGUCACCGCUCUCUCGCCCGUUACUACCGCCAGAACCUGCACAACUACCCCACCGCCGACGAGCGAUACGCUCGCCAGCUCGCCAUUGAAAACGGCGAGAUCGAGGAGGAAGAGAAGCCCCGCGGCCGCAAUGCUAACCGCGCCGUUGUUACCCGCGCCAAUGGCGGAACUGGCAUGAUCGGGGUCACAGACAUCGAUAAGCGCAAUGUCGUCGAGAGCGAGCGCAAGGAGCGCACUCGUGCCAUCCGCCAAGAACAGCGGUAUACGGCACGUGUCAACCGCGCUGCUAACAGCCAGAAGCACUUCAGAGAUCCCUUGCUACAGUGA
Molecule: messenger RNA, 1317 nt
Organism: Aspergillus puulaauensis
Lineage: Eukaryota; Fungi; Ascomycota; Eurotiomycetes; Eurotiales; Aspergillaceae
Product: putative C2H2 finger domain protein
Exons: 3
Coding region: 1-1317 (438 amino acids)
Biological process (GO): ribosomal large subunit biogenesis
Cellular component (GO): preribosome, large subunit precursor
Molecular function (GO): nucleic acid binding; zinc ion binding
Source: RefSeq, a predicted model, not a curated record